UGAGGAAUGAACGUAUAACCCAAACCCCGUUUCCCUUCGCUGUUAAGAAUAACCCCCGGGCGAAAUCAGCCGUUUAUUAAGGAAUAAAAGGACACGUUCAAGUGGACCCAUAACAGAACCAGAAUGUUAAGAAUUUUCGGUAUUUGUCCCAAGUGUCCCUCAGAACCCCCGUCGCUGCGGCUUCGUCAUCACAACAAUUGAUCAGGUGGGAGGUGACGGCUGCCCUCCGCCUCCUCUGGGAAAAGGCGGUGAAUUUCGCCCUCUUGCGCAUUCUGGACCUUAUAUCGGCGACUGGCAAGUGGACGUGGACGGGGGAAUCGACGGUCGGCAGAAGUAGUAGAUGGUUCGUGGGUUUUAGUCCCGGUGAGCGAGCCUGCAUAGGGGAUGACGAUCUUGUGGCUGGAUUUGCUGUUUUGAGCGAGUGGAUUCCCCCCCCCCCCUUCCUAAUUUCUGGCACGAUGGCGACGCUGUUCGACCAGUAUGAGUCCCAGCAGCAGGGCCUGGGCGGGGGACCGAGCCAGUCCAUCCUCGGGACAACGACCUUCAAGAACCAGAAGCUGGAGGAGGAGGCAGCGAUUUUCCUGAAGGACAGGCAGGUAAACUUCGCACCGCCGCACCCCAUCACCCACCUGGUCGUGUCCAACCGCCACCUGGUUCUGGCCAUGGCCAACAAGACCCUCAUUCGCAUCAACCUCCUCCAGCCCAACUCCUUAGAGGAGGUCGACAUCAGCAAGUUUGCGCUUCAGGCCAAGAUCCACAACAUCUUCCUGGAUCCGCUGGGACAGCACCUCCUCAUCAGUGUCAUCAGCAGGGACGGAAGCACCCCAGUGGACACACUGUACCUACCCCUGCGCACAAACAAGCCCAAGUCAACGGCGAAGCUCAAGGGACACCUCAUAACAUCCAUUGGGUGGAACUGGAAGAACCAAUCGGAGAGCUCGACCGGCCCCAUCCUGGUUGGCACGUCCAAGGGCUUGAUCAUGGAGAUGGAGUUGACCUCGGAUGAGAGAUUCUUCCAGUCAGGUCAUGAGGAAUAUUGCAAACAAGUUUUCGAUCUGAAAAAGGAUGCACCUGUAGCCGUGACAGAGAUAGAGGUGUGCAAUGCUCCCACAGAUGAUCUUCAGUGUCUGGUGUUGUGUGCUACAAAUGACAAGCUCUAUCAGUUUGCAGGGAGACUGAAAUCCAUGGAGGAAAGACCCAUGUACUUGUCUCUGUUUAACAACUACCUUGGCUUACCCCCAAAAUUUCACAUCUUGCCAAGCAGCUGGAAAACUUCAUGGCUUCAGCUCUAUCAGCUGCCAAAUAAGGGGCCUAAGCAUUUUGCAUGGAUGACGGAGGAAGGGGUGUGCACUGGGGAUAUUGUAUGGGGUGGGGGAGCGCAGGAUGACAUGACAGUUAACAAGAAACUUCACACUUACCCAGAAGGUGUUGAUAGCAGUGUCCUCCCAUGUGGAUUGAUUGUAUGUGAAUUUCAUGUGCUUAUUGUGUGGCCUGAUAGGAUACGAGGCUUGUGUAUAUUGAACAAUCAAGUGGUGUUUGAAGGAGUAAUUCCUGAAGAGUGUGGAAAACUAGUUGGCAUUUCUAAAGACCCAAUCAAGGGAACCAUCUGGGUGUAUGCUGAACGCGGAGUCUUCAAGUAUAAGGUUGACCGAGAAGGCCGUAAUGUUUGGCGCAUCUACCUGGACCAGGGGAACUAUGAACUGGCAAAGAAGCAUUGCAAUGCUGACCCUGCUUGCCUGUCUGUUGUGCUCCUCCAGGAGGCUCAGGACCUCUUUCAGAAGAAGGAGUACUUGCAGAGUGCGAUGCUCUUUGCAAAGACUCUAGCAUCUUUUGAAGAGAUUACUCUCAAAUUUGUAGAAGUGGAAGAGGAAGAAGCUCUUAAGAUAUACCUGCAUGAGAAACUUGAUGGGCUAAAGAAGAGUGAGCAGACUCAGGUCACUUUAGUAGUGAUGUGGCUGCUAGAGCUCUACCUCAAGCAGUUAGGGAACUUGCGUGAUGCUGGCAAGAGACACACACAAGAUUAUAACAAUUGCGAUGAACAGCUGAAAACACUCUUCCAUGAUCCCAAAGUACAGCAGUGUGUUAGAAAUAACUCCACAGCCAUUUAUGAAUUGCUCUCCUCCCAUGAUGACCAGGAUAACUAUGUCAAUGUUUGCUUGAUGUUGAAAGAUUAUGAUCGUGUUUUAAGGCACCUCAUGCGUCAUGGAAGGCACAUAGAAGCCCUAAAUGUAAUGACAAACCAAGGUUCUGAGCAGCUGUUUUACCAACACAUUCCGGCACUUCUUCAGGCUAUUCCAAGAGCGGCUGUGGAUGCCUUGAUAGCACAGGGCAGAAGACUGAACCCAAUCAAGCUUCUCCCAAGUCUUGUCCAUUGCCACACUGCCUACGGAAAUGGGGCAGAUGUGCUGCGCUAUCUGGAAUAUUGUGUGGACAAGUUGGAUGUCACUGAUCAGGUGUUGCAUAACUUUUUGAUUACCUUGUAUGCAUCUCAAGCUCCCAAGAAACUACUACCCUACUUCAAACUGCAGGGUGAUGAUAGUCAGAGUGUGUGCUAUGAUGUUAAAUUUGCUUUAAGGGAAUGCAUGUCAGUUGGAGAAGAACAGGCCUGCGUGCACAUUCUAACCACAAUGGGACUGUACCAAGAGGCUGUGGAACUUGCCCUGAGAUUAGACACAAAUCUUGCAAAGGCAACAGCCAAUCGGCCCAAGUAUGAUCAAGACUUGCGCAAGAAGCUCUGGCUCAUGAUUGCUGCCCAUGUUGUCCAGAAAGAACAAGACGUGUCACGUGCCAUGGAAGUGUUGAAGGAGUGUGACCUUAUUAAAAUAGAAGACAUCCUACCAUUCUUCCCAGAUUUUGUAACCAUUGACCAAUUCAAAGAUGCCAUAUGCUCCUCGCUGCAGGAGUAUAACCAGCAUAUUGAAGACCUCAAGACAGAAAUGGAGGAUGCAUCAAAGGCCGCAGAGAACAUCCGCAAAGACAUCCAGAAAUUCAAGCAGAAAUACUCAUACGUCCAUGCGCAGGAUCGCUGUUGUGAGUGCAACUACCCUCUCCUGACAAGGCCCUUCUACCUGUUCCCAUGCUCGCAUAAGUUCCACCAAGACUGCCUCCUGGAUGCUGUCAUGAACUACCUCUCUGAUGUGAAGGCGAAAAAGGUAUCAGAACUCAAGGGGAAACUCCUAGCCAUCUCGAAUGACGAGAGCGGAACAGGAGCAGGAGGCUUAUGGGGUGACAGGGAACAGAUUAGGGCAGAGAUUGACAGCAUCGUUGCUGGGGAGUGCCUCUACUGUGGUGACAAUGUUGUAGCAAAUGUUGACACCCCAUUUAUUAGCGACAAAGAAUGGGAUGCAAUGAUGUUAGAGUGGCAGUGAUUGUCAUCCAUUCUAUCCAUACUAUGUACAUCUUGUAUAAAAUAAUUUUGUUACAUAAAUUACUGAGAGUUGUAUAUUUAAUUCAGUAUGUAUUUGAUUUUGGCACAGAACCAAAGGUGUAAAGCAUGGAAACUGUUAAUUACAUAUAAGGGAACGAAUCACAUAUUCUUGAAGAAAUUUCAUCAUAUUUUCCUUAUGUAAUCAUUAUCCAAGACAUAAUUGAACAUAAAAAUCGAGACCAUAUAUUAAAAGUAUACUUUUGGAGACUUGUAAUUCAAUAAAAGAAAGGAAACUGA
Penaeus monodon (black tiger shrimp) is the source of this 3664-nucleotide messenger RNA. It is a transcript of the gene dor, whose product is annotated as vacuolar protein sorting-associated protein 18 homolog. Lineage: Eukaryota; Metazoa; Arthropoda; Malacostraca; Decapoda; Penaeidae. The record is from RefSeq and is a predicted model, not a curated record. The transcript has a single exon. Gene Ontology annotation, biological process: endosome to lysosome transport; endosome organization; organelle fusion. Bases 459 to 3368 code for a protein of 969 amino acids. Gene Ontology annotation, cellular component: HOPS complex; endosome. Gene Ontology annotation, molecular function: protein-macromolecule adaptor activity.